CUGGCAAAUAUAGUAAAAGGGAUAUUCUGGUAGGACGUAUGCCUACCAUUAUUUCUGAAUACUGGUGAGGUUUUGAGGGCGAAAUGGCUGUGAUUGGAAUCGUUUUCAGCGUUUCUUGGCUUUGUUGCCUGCUAAUUGGAGGGAUAAUGUGUUCUACAUCAGAAGGUGAUUGGUCUCCUGCACUGGAUUCUAAUGCAGCAUGGCUCUAUGCAGGAUCACUUCGGUCUCUAGGAUAUGGCAAUUAUAAAUCUCAAAUGCAAGCGCAACAGAAACAUCUGGCCGCCAUGUCCCAGCAACCUCAGCAAGUGUGGUAUCCCGUUCAAAUGCCUCUGCAUCAGAAGCAAUCAGCCGCAGAAGCUCAGCCGCAGUGGCAACCGACAACUGUGCCCCAGCAAGUGUGGCAUCCAGCUCACAUGCUGAAGCAGAAGCAACCGACCGCCGUGCCCCAGCAAGUGUGGCAUCAAGCUCACAUGCUGACGCAUAAGCAACAGACCGCCGUGCCCCAGCAAGUGUGGCAUCCAGUUCAAAUGCCCCUGCAGCAGAAGCAAAUUCCCACCGUGCCCCAGCAAGUGUGGCAUCACGCUCCAAUGCUGCCACAACCACCGACCGCCGUGCCCCAGCAAGUAUGGCAUCCAGCUCAAAUGCCCCAGAAGCAACCGACCGCCGUGCCCCAGCAAGUGUGGCAUCCAGCUCAAAUGCCCCUGCAGCAAAAGCAACCGACCGCCGUGCCCCAGCAAGUGUGGCAUCCUGCUCAAAUGCCCCUGCAGCAGAAGCAACCGACCGCCGUGCCCCAGCAAGUGUGGCAUCCUGCUCAAAUGCCCCUGCAGCAGAAGCAACCGACCGCCGUGCCCCAGCAAGUGUGGCAUCCAGCUCAAAUGCCCCAGAAGCAACCGACUGCCAUGCCCCAGCAAGUGUGGCAUCCUUCUCAAAUGCCCCUGCAGCAGAAGCAACCGACCGCCGUGCCCCAGCAAGUGUGGCAUCCUUCUCAAAUGCCCCUGCAGAAGCAACCAACCGCCGUGCCCCAGCAAGUGUGGCAUCCAGCUCAAAUGCCCCUGCAGCAGAAUCAACCAACCGCUGUACCCCAGCAAGUGCGGCAUCCAGCUCAAAUGCCCCAGAAGCAACCGACUGCCAUGCCCCAGCAAGUGUGGCAUCCAGCUCAAAUGCCCCUGCAGCAGAAGCAUCCGACCGCCGUGCCCCAGCAAGUGCGGCAUCCAGCUCAAAUGCCCCAGAAGCAACCGACUGCAAUGCCCCAGCAAGUGUGGAAUCCAUUUCACACACUGCAGAAGCAACCGACCGCCGUGCCCCAGCAAGUGUGGCAUCUUUCUCAAAUGCCCCUGCAUCAGAAGCAACCUGCCCCUGAACUUCAGCAGAAGGAACUGACUGCCAUGCCACAGCAAGUUUGGCAUCCAGCUCAAUUUCCCCAGCAGAAGCAACUGGCCCCCAUAGCUCAGCAACCUCAGCUGGUGUGGCAUCCAGCUCAAAUGUCCAAGAAUCGAACAGCCACUGAACCUCAGCAGCAGAAGCAACCACCCACCACGUCCGAGCAAGCGUGGCAUCCAGCUCAAAUGCCCCUGCAGCAGAAGCAACCGGCCACUGAACCUCAACAGGAGAAUCAUCUGGCCGCCAUUCUCCAGCAGCCUCCGCUCGUGUGGCAUCCAUCUCAAUUUCCCCAGCAGCAGAAGGAACUGGCAGUUGAGCAGCAGAAGGAACUGGUCGUCGAACCUCAGCAAGUGAGGUAUCCAGCUCAAAUGGCCCAGCAGCAACCCAACCCCAUUCCUCAGCAAUUUUGGCAUGUAGCCCAAAUUUCCCAGCAGCAACUGGCCCCAAAUUCUCAGCAGAAGCACUACGAAAGCACUGAAGAUGGGGCCUCUGGUAGUUCUCAGGCCAGCAUUGUUGAACAGUCGGGUGUCAUCCCAAUCUCUUCCUACAGUUCCAAAUCGCACUACAAGAAUGGCAGAACUGGAGUCUCCCAAAUCGGCUACACUCCUAGGGAGGCAAUGCCUGUUGACAGUGGAAAUGCUCCCAAGGACGGUUAUGUUAGCAUUGGUGCACCAAGCAUAUAUCCAACACUAGUGAAGGAUUCUGCAAGGAAAAUAUAAUGGAUUCAUCCUCUAGAAGCUCUAAUGACCAGGAAGUUGCUGGUGCUCUUGCUACUCUAGUGUGAUGGAAUCAAUAAACAAUUUUAAUUUAAA
Oncorhynchus tshawytscha (Chinook salmon) is the source of this 2192-nucleotide messenger RNA. Its product is annotated as MAGE-like protein 2. The transcript is spliced from 9 exons. Bases 84 to 2099 code for a protein of 671 amino acids. The record is from RefSeq and is a predicted model, not a curated record. NCBI's taxonomy places the organism in Eukaryota, Metazoa, Chordata, Actinopteri, Salmoniformes, Salmonidae.